Durotheca rogersii is the source of this 890-nucleotide messenger RNA. RefSeq lists its product as uncharacterized. NCBI's taxonomy places the organism in Eukaryota, Fungi, Ascomycota, Sordariomycetes, Xylariales, Xylariaceae. The coding region runs from base 121 to 579 and encodes 152 amino acids. The transcript has a single exon. The record is from RefSeq and is a predicted model, not a curated record.
AAGCGGCUUGCUGCGUAGACGGCCCGGCCAGCCAGGAGACGCUGGCAUGGGUAGGAGGGACAGACGCAGGCGCAGACACAUCACGAACUACGUCCUCGACGAGUCGCCUGUCGCUGUCGGAUGGAAAUCGUCUUAUGGAGUCGUCGUACGGUACCUAGCGUGACGCGGUGCUGGCGAGGGGGCGGAGAUAUUGCCAGAUUCAGCCGGAGCGCAGUGCGCGCGCUCCAGCUCGGCCGUCCUAAGAGAAGUCCCGCCCUUCCCGGCCGGUUGCGCCCAGUAGGUAGGCAAGAAAGAGAGAUUUCUGCUGCUCUCCUCUGCCCUCCUCUGCUCUGCUCCGCCCUGCCCUACCUCGCUUUCUUGCCGAAGCUUAGCCGCCGGCGUCCUGCACGCUGGCCCUUCGCGCGCUCGGCUCUAUCGUCGCCGCCGUCGCCGUCGCACUCGUGCGCGGGGGAUGAAAUCCGGCAAAAGACAAGAUGCUCCGUCGCCAUAUCGCGAGCAGGAUUUUGUUUUUCCUUGCUGCUCUGGCCCGCGCGAGACAGCUGGCCGCGGCUUGCUUCAAGGCGCCCGGAUGGGAUCUGAACGCGCGUCUGGUCCCAGGUAGGCGUAUAGCACGAGACCUCCUUCAAUGACGAGAUGUGGCCGACCGGGGGGACGACGCAAUAAUAAGUGGAGGGUAGGUGAUUCUACAAAUUAGCCGGCGGCAAAAAUCGGACGGGCGUCCAUCAUUACCUAUCUGUCUCUCUCUCUCUCUGCGUCCGCCUCUGUUUCUCUUCCAUCCUGCCGACGUCGUGAGAGAACCCGGGUUUUCACGAUGGGCGCUGUCGGCAAUUCGCAGCUUUUACCCCCCCUUCCCCCCCUUCCCCCCCUAGAGAUGGCAUAAACAUGCGAAU